AUGACAAGAAAUAUAUUAAAUAACCGUCUAACCAAGCUCUAUACAAAAAAUGAUGAGUGUAAGCAGUCUGGUAGUAUGAAUAGCGAGGUCUCUACUCAAGAAAAUCGGAAAAAGAUAAGGAAGAGUAUAAGAAAAGUAUUAGAUGAGGAAUUUGCAGAUAUAGAUGAUAAUUAUGGGUUAUUAGGAAGAUCAAUUAAUCCAGAAGAGGCUCCUAGUGCUCGAUUGAGUGAUAUUGGUGGUAUUGAUCAUAUCAAGAAGGAUAUUGAAGAAUUCAUAAUACGCCCAAUAAAAAAGCCAGAACUUUAUAAGCGUAUAGGUGUUAGUGCUCCCUGUGGUAUACUAUUACAAGGUCCUCCUGGAACUGGGAAGACACACCUUUCACUUUGUAUAGCAGGCGAAGUUGGCUUACCAUUUUUUCGAGUAUCGGGGCCAUCUUUAAUUAGUGGAAUGUCAGGAUCAUCAGAGGCAACAUUGAGGAGAUUGUUUGAUAAUGCUGUAGAAAAUGCUCCAUGUUUCGUUUUAAUUGAUGAAAUAGAUAUAAUAUCUCCAAAGAGAGAAGGAAACGGAAGAGAUAUGGAAAGGAGAAUAGUAGCUCAGUUUGCUAAUUGUCUUGAUAGAAUUGUAGGUAAAUUUGUAAUUGUAAUAGGUACUACAAGCCGUCCAGAUGCAAUAGAUCCAAUGAUAAGAAGAAAUGGUCGGAUAGACCGUGAGAUAUCUAUGCCAAUGCCAGAUGAAAUAUCUAGAAAGCACAUUCUUCAAGUUUUAUGCAGAGAUAUAAAUAUGGAUAAAAAUAUUAGCUGGAAUAAAAUUGCUAGGAUUACUCCUGGAUUUGUAGGAGCAGACUUGAAAACUCUUGUUAAUGAAGCCGCAUUAAUACGAGUCAACAAGAUAUGCUUGGAGGAUUCAAAUAAUCAUAAUAUGAUUAUGCCUGUAGAUAAAUUUGACCCUGAAGUUCAAUAUAAAUUACUAGCAGCCUCUAAAAUUUUAAUACAAGAGGAUAUAGAAGGAUAUAAAAGUAACUCAAAUGAUAAUAAUAAUAAGGAACAAUAUAUUGAAAAUUUAGAUAUAAAUUUAGGUCUUAAUAGGGAGUGUUACUCCAAAGUACUGGAGGAGGAUUUACUGGAGGCUUUAAAACACGUAACUCCAAGUUCACGUCGUGAAGGUUUUACUAUGAUACCAGAUACAAGUUGGGAUGAUGUAGGAGCUUUGGAUGAGCUUCGAAAAGACUUAGAGCUAAGAAUUAUAGCUCCUAUAAAGCAUGCUCAUAUUUAUGAUAGCCUGGGAUUAGAUACACCUUCUGGUAUUUUAUUGUAUGGUCCACCAGGAUGUGGUAAAACUCUACUAGCUAAGGCAAUUGCUCGUGAAAGUAAUGCAAAUUUUAUCAGUAUUAGAGGGCCUGAACUUCUGAAUAAGUAUGUUGGAGAAUCAGAGAGAGCUGUAAGGACUGUCUUUGAAAGGGCUCGCUCCUCAGCACCAUGUAUUGUCUUUUUUGAUGAAUUGGAUUCUUUAUGUGCUGCUAGAAGUAGUGACGGAAAUGGAGCCUCAGAGAGAGUAGUAAAUCAGCUUUUAACAGAAAUGGAUGGUGUGGGCGAAAGAAAAAAGGUUUUUAUUGUGGCUGCUACUAAUAGACCUGAUAUUAUUGAUCCUGCAAUUAUGAGACCUGGUCGUCUUGAUAGAAUAAUAUAUGUUUCCUUACCUAGUGAAUAUGGUAGAAAAGAUAUACUAGAACGAAUUACGAGGAAAACUCCUUUAGCUAAUAAUGUAGACCUAGCAGCUAUUGCAACAAAAACUAUUGGUUUUUCAGGAGCUGAUCUGAACCAACUAGUGCGUGAGGCUACACUGUUGGCUUUGGAUAAAUUAAGAUUAGAAAGUAAUAUUAUUUUUGAGGCAAAUAAGGAAGAUAUUGAUAUGCAGAAAAGUAGCUUAGAAGGUAUUGUAACUCAAGAUUUAUUACUUUCUGUGGUUAAAAAUAUGUCACCUUCAGUUAACCACGAACAAGUCCAAUUUUUUGAACGCCUCCAUAAUGCAAGAAAAAGAAGUUAG
This is a messenger RNA of Cryptosporidium muris RN66, 2043 nucleotides long. RefSeq names its product ATPase, AAA family protein. The record is from RefSeq and is a predicted model, not a curated record. The transcript has a single exon. Gene Ontology annotation, cellular component: nucleus. Gene Ontology annotation, biological process: ribosome biogenesis. Gene Ontology annotation, molecular function: ATP hydrolysis activity; ATP binding; RNA binding. The coding region runs from base 1 to 2043 and encodes 680 amino acids. Lineage: Eukaryota; Apicomplexa; Conoidasida; Eucoccidiorida; Cryptosporidiidae.